Pteronotus mesoamericanus is the source of this 5096-nucleotide messenger RNA. RefSeq names its product PPFIA binding protein 1 (gene PPFIBP1). Gene Ontology annotation, biological process: neuromuscular junction development. Gene Ontology annotation, molecular function: protein binding. Gene Ontology annotation, cellular component: presynaptic active zone. The transcript is spliced from 30 exons. Lineage: Eukaryota; Metazoa; Chordata; Mammalia; Chiroptera; Mormoopidae. The coding region runs from base 318 to 3338 and encodes 1006 amino acids. The record is from RefSeq and is a predicted model, not a curated record.
CUCCCAGCUCGGUGUCUGCCCGGAUUCCUGACUUGGUGUAGGGCCCGGAGGGUGGGGACGGCGGGAGCGGGACGGGACUGGAUUCAGGUUUGCUAGCCUGCGGCGGGGCCAGCGUGCUGGCGCUUUGAACUGCGAGGGAAAGCGAACCAGAACUUUUGGAACUAGUGCCGGCCGCUUCCACCCCCCAGUAUUCAAGAACUUUAUGGAUCAGUUUGCUAAUAAGUGCACGUAAGAUUUGAAGAGCUGAAGAAAAAAAUCAGUAUUAAACCUGUCUUUUUUAAUAUCUAGGUUGGAAUUUGCCCUUGACAAAUAGCAAAAUGAUGAGUGAUGCCAGUGACAUGUUGGCUGCGGCGCUGGAGCAGAUGGAUGGUAUUAUAGCAGGUUCUAAGGCCCUGGAAUACCCCAAUGGAAUUUUCGAUUGCCAGUCUCCCACCUCCCCAUUCAUGGGAAGCCUACGAGCUCUGCACCUUGUGGAAGACCUGCGUGGAUUGUUAGAGAUGAUGGAAACAGAUGAGAAGGAAGGCCUGAGGUGUCAGAUCCCAGAUUCAACAGCAGAAACGCUCAUCGAAUGGCUUCAGAGUCAAAUGACCAACGGACACCUACCUGCAAAUGGAGAUGUGUAUCAAGAAAGGCUAGCACGUUUAGAAAAUGACAAAGAAUCCCUUGUUCUCCAGGUAAGUGUGUUAACAGACCAGGUAGAGGCCCAGGGAGAGAAGAUUCGAGAUUUGGAGUUUUGUCUUGAAGAGCACAGAGAGAAGCUGAAUGCCACAGAGGAAAUGUUGCAGCAGGAGCUUCUGAGUAGGACGUCCUUGGAAACUCAGAAGUUGGAUCUGAUGGCUGAGGUAUCGAACUUGAAGUUAAAACUGACGGCUGUAGAGAAGGACAGAUUGGAUUAUGAAGACAGGUUCAGAGACACGGAGGGGCUCAUGCAGGAGAUCAAUGAUUUGAGGUUAAGAGUCAGUGAAAUGGACAGUGAAAAACUUCAGUAUGAAAAAAAGCUGAAAUCAACCAAAGAUGAACUGGCAUCUUUAAAAGAACAACUGGAAGAGAAAGAAUCUGAAGUCAAAAGGCUACAAGAAAAAUUGUUUUGCAAGAUGAAAGGAGAAGGGAUCGAGAUUUUUGAUCGGGAUGAAAAUUUUAAAAAGAAGCUCAAAGACAAAAAUAUCGAAGUACAAAAAAUGAAAAAAGCUGUGGAGUCUUUGAUGGCAGCAAAUGAAGAAAAGGAUCGGAAAAUAGAAGAUCUUCGACAGUGCCUGAACAGGUACAAGAAAAUGCAAGAUACGGUAUUACAGACCCAGGGUAAAAAAGGCCAAGAGGGUGACUAUGAAGAUCCGCUCACUUCCAGCUCCUUCUCCACUUUGCUGGAUGUGCAGGGUUUUAGUGAACUGGAGAAAAGCCUGUCAUCUACGCCAGUAACGGGCUCUCCCAGCCGCGACCCAUUUAACGCAAGUGUUCCCGAAGAGUUCCAUACCAGCAUCUUGCAAGUUUCAACCCCUUCAUUAUUACCAACAUCUAAAGGCUUGGAAACUUCUGAAAAAGCAAAAUUGCCUCCUAAGCCAGAGACUUCAUUUGAGGAGAAUGAUGGCAAAAGAAUCCUUGGUGCCGCUGUUGAAACUCAACUGUCUGAUAGUAGUCUUUCAGCUUCAAGUCUGCAAAAGUCUAGCAGCCUGGGCAACCUGAAGAAAGAGUCAUCAGAUGGGGAAAAGGAGUCCAUUCAGAAGCCUUCAGAGGAUAAAACUCUGGUAGGAAGCAGCCCAUUUGGGAGCCUCCCUCCCAAACCUCCAGGACACGAUGCCUCUGCGGAUGACAACCCCUUUGGCACUCGAAAAGCCAGAUCUUCCUUUGGUCGUGGCUUUUUUAAAAUAAAAAGUAACAAGAGGACAGCAAGUGCACCAAACUUGGAUCGUAAACGAAGUGCCAGUGCACCCACCUUAGCUGAAACAGAAAAGGAAACAGCCGAGCACCUAGACCUGGCUGGUGUAGCUUCUCGGCCAAAGCAUUCACAGGGCAGCAGUCCCUUCCCGAUAUCUCCAUCAUCUCCAGAUUCCAAAAAGAAAUCCAGAGGCAUCAUGAAACUCUUUGGAAAACUUAGGAGAAGUCAGUCGACUACCUUCAACCCAGAUGACAUGUCUGAAACUGAAUUCAAAAGAGGAGGGACGAGGGCAACUGCUGGGCCCCGAUUGGGCUGGUCUCGAGAUUUGGGACAAUCUAAUAGUGACUUGGAUAUGCCGUUUGCCAAAUGGACCAAGGAGCAGGUUUGCAACUGGCUUGUGGAACAGGGCCUUGGGUCCUACCUGAAUCCUGGCAAGCACUGGAUUGCAUCUGGCCAGACACUUUUGCAGGCUUCUCAACAAGAUCUAGAGAAGGAACUUGGAAUCAAGCAUUCACUUCAUCGAAAGAAACUCCAGCUGGCAUUGCAAGCUCUGGGAUCUGAAGAAGAAACCAAUCACGGAAAGCUAGAUUUCAACUGGGUCACUAGAUGGUUGGAUGACAUCGGUCUCCCCCAGUACAAGACCCAGUUUGAUGAAGGACGGGUGGAUGGGCGAAUGCUCCAUUACAUGACCAUUGAUGAUUUACUGUCUUUGAAGGUUGUGAGUGUGCUGCAUCAUCUCAGUAUCAAAAGGGCCAUCCAGGUCCUAAGGAUAAAUAACUUUGAACCAAACUGUCUACGGAGGCGGCCAUCUGACGAGAAUAGCACCACCCCAUCAGAGGUGCAGCAGUGGACCAAUCACCGAGUGAUGGAGUGGCUGCGCUCCGUGGACUUGGCAGAAUACGCCCCCAAUCUCAGAGGCAGUGGUGUCCAUGGUGGGCUCAUGGUUCUAGAGCCUCGUUUUAAUGUAGAAACAAUGGCUCAGUUACUGAACAUCCCACAGAGUAAGACCCUGUUGCGAAGACAUUUGGCCACUCAUUUCAACCUUCUGAUUGGCGCUGAGGCCCAGCGCCAGAAGCGUGAUGCCAUGGAGUUACCAGACUAUGUGCUUCUAACAGCCACUGCCAAAGUGAAGCCAAAGAAACUUACCUUCAGCAAUUUUGGGAAUCUGAGAAAGAAGAAACAGGAAGAUGGGGAAGAAUAUGUUUGCCCAAUGGAACUGGGACAGACAUCAGGAAACAUGUCUAAGAAAGGACUUAAACCUGGCUUGGACAUGCGCCUGUAUGAUGAAGAUGAUUUGGACCGGUUAGAGCAGAUGGAAGACUCAGAAGGGACAGUGAGGCAGAUAGGUGCAUUUUCUGAAGGCAUCAACAACCUAACACACAUGUUGAAGGAAGACGACAUGUUUAAAGAUUUCGCUGCCCGGUCCCCCAGUGCCAGCAUUACGGAUGAAGACUCAAACGUCUGACCGUAGCACCUGGAUGAGCAGUAGGAGCCCUUGGUCUCCUUCCACUUUAUCUCUCAAACGCAUUAUAUCCAACAAACAGCAGAUUGUAUAUUGUUUAGUGAUCCAACUUCUACUCAUGUGGAAGUGGGGAUGGAAAGCAGGGGAUAUGUGCCUACGUUAAAGCUGCCGCGGAAAGUGAGACACUGGUGAAUGAGAGUAUAAUUGUUUUUCCUCUAUUUAAUGUAAAAACCUGUGAUAUAUUCUAUUUAAAGUAUUGCAUUUAAUAUGAGUACUUUACCAUAGUGUUUCCCAGUCACAGUCACAGUGUGGAGGAUUUGGGAAAGCAGUAACCCAGAGGUGGCUGAUUCUGUCACGUCGGUGUGGCAGCCGGUAGCCAGUGAAGCAGAACUUGGCAGGCUUUCCAAGUCCAUAUGGGGAAUUUCUCUAAGCAGCCAGCGUGCCCACCGAACGCCAGCCACACCUCCACUUGCCUCUUAGUGUCCUAUUUUUAUAUAUUUUUCUAAGUGUAUGUAUAUAUUUAGUACAUAGAACAUAGAACUUUUAUUUUGUGACAUACAUAAGGAAGAUGGUAAAAAAAAAAAAGAUCACACUGAAAAAAAUACAAUGUUCAAAAUUUUGAUAUGCCAGCUGGUUCUUGGGCAGGUCGGGAUGAUCUUUCUCCGCAACCGAAUUUUAAUGAUGUUGAUCAUUCAGACUAGAUUAGUAUAUAUGAAAUAACCCUUUGAUGACAUAUCACAAAAUGGUUGGUUAGUUUUUUAAGAAUUUCAGCCUUAACCUUGGAUUCUUUUAACUCAUAAGGAAGAACUCGAGGGACAUUUAAAAUCUAGUAACUUGAAUGCAUUCAGAAGCUCCCCCAAAAUUUGUAGAAAUCAUUUCUGAAGAAACCAAACCAAAGCAAAAACCUUCACAGUAUUAAGAUUCUUAUUUUUCUCUUUGCUAGAUAUAGCAUUACAUCAAAAUAGCAACAGCCUGACUAAUAUUAUUACUUCUCAGGCUAUUAAUGAAUGGAAUCUUUUUUAAAAGCUGAGUAAUUUGAGCAUUUUUUUUUUCUCAAUCAGAGUUCAAUAAUUCUGAGGCUGGAAAAUUAGCUUUACAAUGGCUCUAUUGUGGUGAUAAAAUGUAGUUCAUGUUUUUCUGUAGCACAGGGCUCAAGUAAAUAUUCUUUAUAAAGAAAAUAGAAAGCUGCAGCAAAAACUGUUACUGUGUUUAUUAUUCUUUUGAGGAGUUUUAGAAAUAUUCUCUUUUUCAUCCAGUACUACAUCAAUGCUCAUGAGAGUCAAAAGUGGUAAAGACAGGCUUCCACAAAUUGGCAUGGGGCAGGCAAAUCAUCGUAUGCUAGUGGCCUUGUCAGCUGCUGUAUUUGAAUGCUAGUGAUACGAUCAUUCAAGUUAUCAGCAAGUUACCAAGCUUUUCUUCAAGGAACCUAUAAUGCUACAUUACUAUUUAUUCAUAACUGAAAUGAUUUGAUGCUAACAGUAAUCUUUUGCUCCCUACCAUUCAUUAUUAGGUAACUGUAUUGGACUCUCAGUGUACUUGUGUUGUAUUUUAAUGUGGAUUUAUGUCACCAUUUGAGAAACAAUUUCUUAUUCAAACCUGGUUUAAAAUACCAGGAGACUGUUACAGAUGCCAAAUAGUCUUUAUUCAGGACAUUGUAACAUAAUUGACGAUAUGUGAUGAGGUUAAAACUUUUUGAUGAUAUAUAUUUUACUUACAAAAUACUAUACACUGCUGGUGUCACCAUAUGAAAAGAAAUAAAGU